UUGACAGGUAGCACGUUCGCCCUGAUGCGUUUGCCUUUUUUCGCUACUAGCUGGUGGCAUCGUUUGUACUUUUAUGCAAAGCUUGUGAUCUUGAAAAGCCUCUUGGAAGUGAAUUAACGGGAAAAGGGGUGAUUUUGUUAGAUUUAGCGGUGCCUAUUAUGGCGGGUGCCACCAUAAAGACUGUACACGAUAUUUUUCUGAGCAUGGAGUACGGCCCAUCAGCACCUUCCAGCACUAGCACUGCACAGGCUUGGCUGGAUAAUCAUUCCCGUUCUCUGGGUCUUUUUAUUGAUGGCAAGUUUGUCCCUCCAUCAGACAGACAGACUCGCUCCUUGAUGGACUCAAAAGGUGGCCUCGUGUGCAGCACGGUGUGCGCCAUGCAGGCUGAUAUUUUGGACUGCGUAACACCUGCCAUCAAGGGCUUUGAGGCCUGGAGUUGCCUGUCUUGCUACCAGAGGUCCAAAGUGCUGCUCAGGUUGGCGAGCUUUCUUGGAGAGCAUGGUCAGAGUUUUUCCGAGCUUGGUGAGCUUUGUCAAGUCUCCUGCUCCUCCUCUACCGUGAUCAGAAUGUUGCAAUACUAUAGCAGCUGGGCUCAACUCAGAGAUACUCUCAUCGCUAACUGGAUGCCACUGGGUGUGGUUUUAGUAGUUGGGUCUGAUGACUGCAGUCUCUACUACCUGUUGCUUAAAGUCUUGCCAGCAUUAGCCAUGGGCAACUCUGUCAUACUUGUCCCUGGUCAAAGCACUGCCCCUCCAACACUUUUAUUGGCACAGCUUUUUAUGGGGGCAGGCCUUCCUGCUGGGGCCCUCAGUGUUUUAACUGGAACUGAUAUGUCAAUUGCUGCUGAUGUGGCCCAGAAUACCAGCAUCAGAUACGUCACCUAUUGCGGCAACAAGCAGGAUGGUGUGAAUUUGUGUAAAGCUACAGCAGGGAUGGGUGUUCCGGUCUCUGUAUCCCCAAACAUUGGCACUACAUGCCCUAUCAUCAUUUUUGAGUCUGCCGACAUCAACAGCGCAGUGGAUGGCGUGUUAGAGACUGCAUUCAAGAAGAACAAAGAUGUGCAUUGGGUGCUGUUUGUGCAGGAGAGUGUGCUGGAGAGCAUGAUGGCGCGUCUAAAGGUGCGCAUGGCAGGCUUGAAAUGUGUGACCCUUCCCACCGACGAGGCCAGAGUGCUUGUGGACACUGCAGUGCAGGAGGCUCAAAACAAGGGGGCAACGUUGUUGCAGGCCAGUGCUGUCCCUUCUGGUACACAGUAUCCUCCCACGGUAUUAUACGGAGUGGCCUCCUCCUCGCCAUGUGUGGUGACGCCCUCUCCUGGGCCACUCCUUCCUCUUAUGACCUUCAGAAGUAACACAGAGGCAGUGACUCUCGGGAAUCACAGUCCACAUGGCCAAGCAGCAUGUGUCUGGACUGAAGACCUCACUCUGGCUUUGGAGACAUCCAAGAGUCUGUCUGUUGGCUCAGUGUGGGUGAACUCACACGCUUUAUCAGAUCCAUGUCUCCCUGUUUCUGGUCACAAAGACAGUGGCACCUGUACUGACGGAGGGCAGGAGGGUCUGUAUCAGUUCCUGCAGCCAUCCUCCUCAUGUGGUCUUCCUCGCGCUACCCCAGUUGCUCUGGACUAUGCGAAGUUUGGAACUGAUGCAACUCCAUUUAUCAUUCCGGAUGAGACUGUUGGCACCGUCAAGUCCUUUGCACAGUUUAUUGCUGGCAAGGCAUGCAAAUCGGAGUCUGGCACUAGUGUGGUGGUGCAUUCUCAAGGAGGCAGCGUGUUAGGCUACUGUCCAGAUGGAGGCCAGAAAGAUGUCCGGAAUGCUGUGGAGGCAGCUAUCAAAGUUCAGCCUGGCUGGAUGAAAAAGACUACAUCUGCGCGAGCCCAGUCCAUUCAGUCUCUGGCUAAGGGCCUUGAAGGAAAAAGACAGGACAUUGCAAAAUCAAUCAGUACCCAAACUGGUCUACCAAUGGAAGAGGCUGAAUUGGAGGUGGAGCUCAGCAUUGCCAGGCUUAGUCACUGGGCAGCCUACUGUGACAAAGUUCACGGCGAAACUCUGCCUGUACCACAGUCUGGCACAGGACUCUCCAUCCCUGAAGCACUGGGAGUGGUAGGCGUAGUCCUUCCUGACAAGCAUGCCCUCCUUUCCAUGGUAACGCUUCUUGGAGCAGCCCUCACCUCUGGUAAUGCCAUCAUCAUGGUUCCCAGUCAGGAAUGUCCACUGCCAGCAUUGGCAUUCAUUCAGGUGCUCCUAUCUUCAGAUCUGCCUGCAGGCUUGGUGAAUGUCAUUACAGGAAGAAGAGACCAGUUGACAAAGGCCUUGGCCAAUCACAGUGUCAUCAAGGCAAUUUGGUACUGGGGCAACAGUGAGGGCUGCCAGUACCUCCAAUACACCUGCACCAAACCACUGAAAAUAUUGCACCUGUUCUGUCAGACGGACAAGGAUGGUAACUAUGGCAGCAGAGACUGGACUCAUGCUUCCGUUCUUGAGGAGAUGUGGAGAAAUGCCGUCCAGUGGAAGAGUGUGUGGAUUCCUACAGCAUAAAAAGUCAAUCCAAAGACUAUAAGAAAAAGAUGCCAAAAAAACAUUCUGGUUGUGAACUUUUACUAUGCAAGAAGGUUGAAAGAUGAAAUCGACAUUUAAAAGUCAACUAACUGCUUUUGAAGGCCUGUAAUAAAUAAAUAAUGUUGCUUUGCACCUACAGUGCAGUGAAAAAGUAUCGACCCUUCUCAAAUUCUUAUAUUUUUGCAUAUUUUCCUACUUUAAUGUUCAAAGUCACUGCUUUUUACAUUGAAAAUGUGUAGACAUGAGACAAUGUAUAAACUCAAGUUUGUCGUCAAAAUGGAUUAGCUCAACCUAGCAGCACAGUAAUGGGAGAAGGAUAGAGUUAAUGCAUGAAACUGAUGGAAAUAAACAGUAGUUGUCCACAAAGGAUUGAUUUUCUAAA
Syngnathoides biaculeatus (alligator pipefish) is the source of this 2940-nucleotide messenger RNA. RefSeq names its product aldehyde dehydrogenase 16 family, member A1 (gene aldh16a1). NCBI's taxonomy places the organism in Eukaryota, Metazoa, Chordata, Actinopteri, Syngnathiformes, Syngnathidae. Gene Ontology annotation, molecular function: oxidoreductase activity, acting on the aldehyde or oxo group of donors, NAD or NADP as acceptor. The transcript is spliced from 17 exons. Bases 159 to 2537 code for a protein of 792 amino acids. The record is from RefSeq and is a predicted model, not a curated record.